Setaria italica (foxtail millet) is the source of this 1078-nucleotide messenger RNA. Its product is annotated as proline-rich protein 4. The coding region runs from base 59 to 787 and encodes 242 amino acids. The transcript has 2 exons. The record is from RefSeq and is a predicted model, not a curated record. NCBI's taxonomy places the organism in Eukaryota, Viridiplantae, Streptophyta, Magnoliopsida, Poales, Poaceae.
AACCACUUCAGACGUAACAGGUAGCAAGGUGGCAAGCUCGACUUGUUCUGCAAGCAGCAUGGGAUCGACACCACAAAGACUUCUCGGCGUUUGCGCCGUGCUGAUGGCGAUAGCCGUCGCUAAUGCUGCCUCUGGCGAGGUGGCGUCUGUUGUCAUCGGCCUGGCCAAAUGUGCCGACUGUACGAGGAAGAACAUGAAGGCUGAGGCGGCUUUCAAGGGCCUUAAGGUGGCGAUCAAGUGCAAGGAAGGCAAUGGUGAGUACACGAGCAAGGCUGUCGGCGAGCUCCAAAGCUCUGGUGCUUUCAGCGUCCCUGUCUCCGUCGACCUCCACGGCGCCGACUGCCUCGCACAGCUCCACAGUGCCGCGGGCACGCCAUGCCCGGGACAGGAGCCAUCCAGGAUCACGCCGCUGGCAAAUGGCAGCUUUGUAGCCAUCCCCGCCGGGAAUAUGCAAGUGCAACAACCGUCAGCGGUGUGCGCAUCCGUGACAAUCUGCGGCCCGAUCGACCCGAUCAUAAGGCGUUUCUUCGACCACUUCCACAAGAAGCCUGUGCCGCCGAAGCCCCAGCCAGGGCCCAAGCCAUCGACGAACAGCAGCUCACCGGCACCCUCGGCCGGCUCCCCAACUCCGGGCAUCCACAACUUGUUCGAACACUUCCACAAGAAGACUGUGCCACCACAACCUAAGCUAGUGCCCAAGCCGCAGCCAGCAGGAGGAGCGCCGUCCUCUAACACAACACCGUCUGUGUCACCGACUCCGAUCUACCACCCUCCGGCCAAGCAUUGAAUCCGUUAUGUUUGCCCCUGAGCUGCAUGCAUAUGGUAAUCUUGCGUGACGUUGCUGCACUACUCAUUAUUUGCAGCAGAAUAAUGGUUAUAUUACAAGUGUGACUUGUGAGACUUUUCUUUUUACCAAGAAACAAGUGUGAGACUGGAGUCAUAUGCAUGGAUUCUUUUUUAAUUUCAUCUACAAAAGGUGUCUUAAUUUAUUAAGAAUUGGGAGACAUGGCAUAUGUAAUGUUUUCUGUAAUGAGUGGAAUCUAUACCAAUGCAAGAAGUGUGCUUUACAGUUUGAUUA